UGGCUCAUUGUUGUGGUGGUUAUCUUGGCUGGAAGAUAUUGCUGAACUUCUACAACAUUUAUAUAAAAAGUGUAGACAAAAUUGAUCAUCGUUAAAACGUUUCGAAAUUAGAAAGACGAAAUUAUUUAAAAUAAAAGUGCAGAGGAGGCGGUGUAAAAAUAUUUUAAUUUUAAAUCUGCAUUCUCUUCUUUAAUGUCAGUGGACAAAGGAUUUUCUCAUCGGACUAUAGUGCGCAGUGUCUUUUAAAUAUAAACCUGAACUGGAAAUUUGUCAACAAGUUAACGAGGCAUAUAUCAUAAUAUUUUUUUGCGGACCUACCCUCUUGUCAAAAUGGCUUUUAUUCACUGGAGCCGACGAUGGAAAACAAUUUCAAAAGGUUGCCGCAAUUAGAUCUUCUGACAACAAUAGAUUGAAAGCACCAAGCAGAAACUAUGGCACAGCUCUCUCAAUUUCAAGAGGAUAACGGUAUGCAAUAUUCUGGAAAUAACAGCGGGGACGUACUAACCAUGGGUGGCAACAGGUCAAAUGCGACGCAUUUCACAGACGAUGCAGAGCUUCCGUUCUUUCAAUCUCUCGCUCUCCACUUUGAUAAUCUCUUCCCUUUAAAGUAUAGUGUGCCAAUAAAUGGUUACAUUGCCCCUGUGCUUAUCCUAUUGACGGUCGUUACCAAUACACUUGUUAUAGCCGUACUUCUUAAGAAACACAUGCGCUCGCCAACUAAUGUCUUACUCGCUGGAAUGGCCUUUAGUGAUAUGAUGACAGGAGUAAUCCCAUUGCCAAUUUUCCUACAUUUCUUCUCAAUGGAACAUUACAAAGACUUUGUUCCGAUUGGCUGGUGCCUUCCUUAUAGACUACUAUACGAGAACAUUCCUACAAUAUUUCACACGGCUUCUAUUUGGUUAACAGUAGGAUUAGCCGCCCAACGGUACAUCUAUAUUUGCCAUUCUCUGCAAGCUCGGACCUGGUGCACCAUCCCAAAUGUGUUACGGGGCACAGUCGUCGUGUAUCUGGUUGCGAUUCUGUCACAGUUUACUCGUUUCGUUGACGUUGAAAUCAAGCCGCAACAUGUACCUUCAAGACUUGAUACCAAUCAGACCUUCGUGGGAUGUGACCUGAUCUAUAGGCCUUGGGCAAUGAACAACCUCGUGAUGUACUUGAAUAUAUACUUCUGGUUUAGAAUUAUUUUUAUUCAUCUCGUUCCGUGUAUUUCACUUGUUGUAUUAAACGGGUUGCUGAUAUCUGCCAUGCGGAAAGCCUCGGUUCGGAGGAUGCAGCUUUUAAAGCAAAACAAGAAGAGCGAAUCAAAAAAGUUGAAAGAGAGCAACUGUACGACGCUGAUGUUGGUUGCGGUUGUCGGGCUGUUUUUAUUGGUUGAAUUUCCGCUCGGAAUAAUUAUGACGCUCUACGUUACAGACAACACAUUUGCUCUAAAUUUAUUCUCUGAAGAUGUGUACUUGAUAAUGACCUCUAUGUCGAAUUUCUUUAUACUGUUGAGCUACCCUCUGAACUUUUUCAUAUACUGUGGAAUGAGCCGCUUGUUUAGGGAGACAUUUAAACGAUUAUUCAAAGGUGGACCAGUGCCGGCAAAAGAAGAAUGUUCUCAGUAUAUGACUUUGCCAACGGAAAACGGCAAGACAGUGUUUACUGGACCAGAAACAGCGUUGUGAACCGAGGUAGUCAAAAUGUGACCAGAGUGCGUUCCCGAAAAUGUAAUCAGAUUAUUUAUAUUUCGAAAAUCGUUUUACGGUUGAUAUUUUGCAGUACUUUCUGCCCUUAAAAGAAGUUCUGAAUGAGAGAAGUAUAUGAUAACAUAUUGUUGAAGUUGAAGUUUGAAAGUGUGAAAAAUCCAGGCGUUUAUAGCUUGCGAAAAAAGGACGUCUUGGAGUUAUACUGUAAAUAACAAUAUUUGAAUAAAUCGUUUGUGUAAACACACUUCAUUGGAACCUAUUUUCGAUCAAAUCUCAAACACAUUUACUCUUAAUGGGAACUAAUUGGAUGUCUUGAUAUCACUGUGCGUCGUUAUAUCAAAUACACAAAUGUAUGAUCAGUCACGUAAUCACUACCACGGAUAUUUGGACAUAACUGUCUUUGAAAAUGGAUUCCGUGCUUCAAAUCCGAUGUGUGAACUAUCGAAUCCUGUUGAGAGUUAAUCUACUAUUAAAUAUAAAAUAUAAGGUUUGUCCGUUAUACAGAAACACGUAUUGUUAAGACUUUAUUACAUCAGCGUGUUUCAUUAAUGCGAACAUCUAUUCUUGCUGAAACUGUAAAUGGCGGGCUUUGAAUGAUUUAUUGGCUGCGAUAUUCUACAUUGUUUAUUGUUUUUACAUUUUUCCCAUCACUUAUUUAUGUUGUUUUCGUGCCUGUUUUCACAUAUUUUUAUUAAAUCGUAAAUGGUUUGCACAUAUUCUGGGGUGAUUGAAUUCGAAUGAUUUCAAGAGAGAGUGAGAUGCGGAUUGUUCCGUUGAAACAUAUGAAUGAAAAGGCACAGGUCAAGUGCAGAACAAAAAUUACAACCUAAGCUUUAUUUAGUACUUGAUUUUUUGUCUUUACGGAAGAUACGGAAAAUACUACAUACGAGAUUGACUGAGGGGCUAUGGACUCAACGCCCUUGUAUGUGUUACAUUUGAUUUUUUUUAUAAAACAUUUGCUUUCAUGUAGUGAAUGGUAUAUUUCAGAAACACAAAAGUCUGUGAAACUUGUUAUGCGAAGCAACAUAGAAAUCAUUAUCAGGAUAAAAUUGCAGGUCCCGCAGGCAUGAGACAUUGAUUUGUAAGGUCUUUAAUGUAUUUGACAUCGUCUCUCAGAAAACUGAAGUUUCGUGUGCAAAAUAGAGAAAUGUCCCCAUCAGGCAUUGCUUGGUGCUGUAUAAUUUAUACCAUAUAAUUUGCGACCUUUACCAAACAUUCAAUCGACGACUCGUUUGGGAAUAAAUCACGAAAAGCACCAUUCAGAAACAAAAUCUUAUUUCUAUCUGGUUUCGUUUACACCAAUGUUCUCAGAAAAGACAUUAUACAACCCAUCAGCUAAAUGAUUCAUGACCUAAACGAAUUCAAGAAAAAUUAGGAACAACUGUUUCUUUUUUCAUUUAGGUCACGCACUGAAAUGAAUUGAUGCGGUAUCUUUGUACAAACGUGAUAUAUAACAAAGUGAAAUAUAUUAUACAAUAAAUGCAGUGUCUAAUACGAACAACUUGAUUUCGACAAAUGCCGCUGCGCCGAAGAUUAACUCGUAGCCAGGAAAAAUACAUUGACUCAAUAUAUAAUAUACAUUAUUAAGCUGAACUUAUUUCUGUACAAUUAUUUCAUUUUAAUUACGUUUUAUUGCUAAAAACAAAAGUAUAAUAUUGUAUUAAUGCAUUUAUAACGGUUAAAUGUACUCUAAUGCCAUGUUUCAAAAAUAUUUGUUCAAAUAACUGGUUUCAUGUAAUUCAAUAAGAAAAAAAACUAAACUUGUUCUCUUAAUAAGCAGUUCUGAAAUAAGAGCAGAAGAAAAACGUAGAUUCAAACAAAACUCGAGAAAUUAUUUAAAAGCCAUGCUAAAUGGUUAUUGUAUCAAACAGAAAACAGGCAUAUGCAUCAAAGUAAUGCAAAUGGCAUUUUAGUCCAUUCAGAUGUCUCCUGAUAUAAUUUGUUGAUCACCAUUGUAGAGCUGAAGCGUUGCAGAAAACAGGAAAUUGCGGGGGAACAUAAAGAUUUAAUCCAUUACAUAGCAUAGAAUGUAGAUAUUGACCAGUAAUUUGAUCGUUCUUUGCUCAGAAGUGUUCAAAAAUACAGUAGUUCAAUAAAAUAGUUUGACGUUAUCUUUAACCCAACACAAAACAAAGAUAAUAGAUGCACUUCUACAUUUCAUACGUUGUUACAUCAUUGAUAAAAAAGGUACUCAAACUAAUUGACUAUAACACAUAUUUCAGUAUUUUCCUGCUGUGUUAUGAUAAUAUUGUUAGAGUUCACGAUUUAUAAUAUCGUAUAAAGUUAUACUUACCUACAAUGCUAAACCACAUAAAACAACAUGCAAUCAUAUGGUUAUGCUAUUAUACUUUAUGUACUGUACUAACCGGUAUUUUGUACAUAUAUUGAAUAAUACUGAUAUAUGUUUAUAGCUAUAUAAAUGGUUAAUAAACAAUAAGGUGAACAUUGUCUUAAGGACUAUGAAAUUCAGUUAUAAGAAAGGUGAUCACUUACUCUGAAUUGCCUUACAUUACACUGGCACUAUAUAAGUAAUGUUUUAUAUAGUGUAAAAUUUAAUUCUGAAUUUGAAUUAUAAAGCGAAAUGUUUAAUAGUGCUUCCAAUUAGCAGAAUCUGAGUUUACAUUUUAAAAAUAUUCCGAAAUAAUAGUACUAUGACAAAUAUAAUAUAAGGUAGCAACACGUAAACAACAACAAAAACAACUACAACAGUUCACAGCGUUUGUUUAUUAAAAACAGGCCAAAUUCAUGUUUAAUAUGUAUGCAUAAAACUACUGAAACAAGCUCAGUAGCAGAAAGUUGAAACAUAAACCCGGUUUAAUGGCACUGGGUAAACACCAAAGAUAUAGACCAUAAAAAAAUCGCAAACAAAAAACAUGGAAGAACAGCACAAAACUCCACAAACAGCACAAUGCAUACAUACUAUAUAUUUAAAAAAAACUAGGUAUGUUUAUCAAAGAUUGUUCAGAUCGGAUAAACUAGAUGUAACUAAUAAUGCUUCAUCAUCCAGCCUCUUGUUAUACACUAAAACAGUAUUUAGCCUUAAUGGAUACGCGUAAUCCUGUCAUAGCUCGUACUCGUAUAUAUGGCAAAACCAGACGGAACAAAAACAAACAUCCAUUUAAAUGCAUCUACGAAUAAUAAAAUUCACAGAAAUGGACUGUAGGGAAAUCGCUGCAUUAGAAAAUAUUCAAAUUGAAAGAAAUGAUGUUUAAAUGAGAUAAACCAGUCGGCAUUUAGAUUUAGUAUUGUAUUGAUACGCUAACAAUAUAUUACUUGAGAUGUAUUUAUUUCAAGUAUUGGUACAGUCUGUUAAAAAUAGUAGACAAUCAUGCAUUAUACAAUUUAAUUGAAAAGUUUAACACUCGUUUGGGAUAAAAAUUCAGGUUACCUUUAUCUUAUAGUAACGGCAGAAGAAGUAAAUGGUAAAAGGACAGCUAAGAAGUACAAUGACUAUUUUUAUGAUCAGAUGGAUUUUUUUAUCAAUAUUUAUGCCAAAAAAACUACAGAAACAAGCUCAGUAGCAAAAAGAUUAAACAUAAACCCGGUUUAAUGGCACUGGGUAUACGACAAAGACAAAGAACAUAAAAACAAAAAGUCACAAACAAGAAACAUGGAAGGACAGCACAAACAGCACAGUGCAUACAUACUAUAUAUAAAAAACUAGGUAUGUUUUUCAAGGAUUGUUAGGUACCGCCUUGGAACGGUCAGUAAAAUGUAAAUUUUCAAGCCUACGUAAAGUCAGAUUGAUCGUCGACACCCUCAGCACUUAUUUCACUAAUAUUGCAACGUUAUAACACUGCGUAACAGAAGACGGUGAUAAUCAAGCAGAUCGUUAUCCGAUUAACUAAAUCGUUCCUAGAUGUAAUUAAAACCAAUAUUGAAAAUAGCAAAAUCAACACGUUCCAACCAUUAUAAAUAGAUUGUAUAUCUGGAUCUAUUCGUAUAUGAUUGUUUGAAGUCUCCUAUAUCAUAUUUUCUAAUGUGUUGAAAUACUUGUGAAUGGUUGAAUGUAUGCUUUGUUUAUAUACAAGUAUGUCACUUUGUUGAUUGUCAUAUGCUGUUUUUGUUGGUAACAUACUAUAACAUAAAUAUAUUCAUCUUACAUGCAUUGCGUUACUAGUGACGUGCUGGUUAUUAAUGUAUUGCCUGUAUUCUAGCUAUCGAAAUAAGUUGUACUGUCACAAUAUUUCAAUGUACGACAUUUUGUUACUGAAAGGAAAAAAAACAAAAAGUAGCAUUUCUUGCCAAACGGUCAGGAAAAGAAAUCAAAACAGUUGUUCAGACAGUUUAUACAGAUCAUAACGACAUACUGGUGGGGAAGAGGGAGAGAAAGAAAUAUCAAACAACAACUGUUAUGAAUUUUGAAUUUUAAGCAAAUUGUUAUAUCGAUAUAUGAAUGAGAAGAACUCUCAAAUUGUUAUUGUGUUACAAAUUUUUGAACAUUUUUAAUUGUUUUGUUGAUAAAACGUGUAUAAAGAUUUACUUUGAUUUUGUUUCUAAUUAGUUGUUACUCUGUCGUCAUGCCUGUUUGUAAUGUUUGUUUUAUGGUCGAGGUUUAUAAUGACCCGACCUCUAUC
Messenger RNA from Mya arenaria, 6265 nucleotides. Its product is annotated as sex peptide receptor-like. The record is from RefSeq and is a predicted model, not a curated record. The transcript has 2 exons. Gene Ontology annotation, molecular function: G protein-coupled peptide receptor activity. Gene Ontology annotation, biological process: G protein-coupled receptor signaling pathway. Lineage: Eukaryota; Metazoa; Mollusca; Bivalvia; Myida; Myidae. Gene Ontology annotation, cellular component: membrane. Bases 432 to 1667 code for a protein of 411 amino acids.